This is a messenger RNA of Penicillium malachiteum, 897 nucleotides long. RefSeq names its product N-terminal L-serine N(alpha)-acetyltransferase NAT4. Gene Ontology annotation, cellular component: nucleus. The record is from RefSeq and is a predicted model, not a curated record. NCBI's taxonomy places the organism in Eukaryota, Fungi, Ascomycota, Eurotiomycetes, Eurotiales, Aspergillaceae. Bases 1 to 897 code for a protein of 298 amino acids. The transcript is spliced from 2 exons. Gene Ontology annotation, molecular function: histone H4 acetyltransferase activity; histone H2A acetyltransferase activity; protein N-terminal-serine acetyltransferase activity.
AUGCCGGUUCAAGAGGGCCGAAUCUGCAAAAAUAAGGCCCACCAAAUAUCUCAAUCACGACGCGUCUCUACCGUCCAGAAGAUCCAGAAAAAACUCCCACUGGUUGAGCGUACAAACGCACUGAACAUUACAGAGUUCAUUUCAACCUACAUAUCUCCAAGAAUCCUAUCCACAGAGUCCAAUACUCCACCUCCAGAUCUUGGAGAUGAAUCGGGAUCUCUAAAAACCGAUCAUGGGCUGGAUAUUCCCAACCAUAACACGUCCUUGGACGUGUACUCUGCAUCAACAAUUUCACCGACAGACCUAGAAGCCUGUCUCGAUCUAAUCGAAUUAACAUCCGGAGAAGCAUACGCUGCCUCUGGUAUUGGCUGGUCACGUCCGAAGAAGCGCAAAGAGAUGCAACUUCCUGAUAUGAAGUAUCUUAUUCUGCGCGGUGUUGCGGGGCGCUCGGCUGUCGGGACCGAUGCCGAGCGAGGCGAUGGGCCGGUUGAAGAUAUCGUGAAGAGUCGCAGUGGGGACGACGAUCAUAAGAAUGAAACCGAUGAAGAGAUCGGCGGUGCCACUGAGAGAAGUAAUGGCGGUGUGCUUGGAUUCUUGUCCUUCAUGGUUACUUAUGAAGACGGGAAAGAAGUUAUUUACUGCUAUGAGAUUCAUUUGUCGUCGGCUGUGCGGGGACAGGGCUUGGGCGCAUUGUUGAUGAGUAGGAUGGAUGAAAUUGGGAAGUUGGUCGGGCUGGAGAAGGCUAUGCUCACUGUCUUCAGAUCUAAUGUGGCUGCUUGCACAUUCUAUGAAAAACUGGGUUAUGAGGUGGAUGAAUGUUCGCCGCGGCCUAGGAAAUUGCGGAAUGGGACGAUUAAGGAGUAUGAUUAUUUGAUUUUGUCAAAACGGCUGAAGUGA